AUGUCGGUGUUCUCCAUGAUGCUUGCUCUUUCCGUGUCCAGCUUCUUCUGGUCGUACGCUCAAGCGCGAGGAGCGGCUUUGAAGCCAUGCGUCGGCUGGGCUGCAACGAGUGGAGCUGUCGGACGCGAUCGACGGCGGACAAGCAGAUGUUUCAGGAGAGAGAAGCGUUCGAGGGAGCUGGGUCCUUGCUUUCCAGGUAUUGUACAGUCGUUGUGGGAAGAAAGAUCAUCCAUCAUUCCCGUCCCUCGACCGCACGUCGACGAAAACGACAUUCCUCAAGUCUCUCUCCUCUCGAUCGACAUAGCCGCCAACAUCGAAGACUCGCCGACCGCACCUCCCAACUCCUCCCUACACCCAUACGCCCUCAACAACGCAUCCACCAUGUCGCACGGCGAAGACCGACAUCCAUACGGCGCUCAAAUGUCACACCGCAUUCCGCACGAGACGCAAACGCCCAUCUACGCUCAGAUUCCUGGCGAUGCCAACAGCUUCGCUCGGCCACCAUUCUGAAGCGGCGGACCAGGAUUUUGCUGACCAGCAUACGGCCUGCAGAUGGAUGG
This is a messenger RNA of Zymoseptoria tritici IPO323, 560 nucleotides long. RefSeq lists its product as uncharacterized. Lineage: Eukaryota; Fungi; Ascomycota; Dothideomycetes; Mycosphaerellales; Mycosphaerellaceae. The transcript is spliced from 2 exons. The record is from RefSeq and is a predicted model, not a curated record. The coding region runs from base 1 to 510 and encodes 169 amino acids.